GCCACGGCGCCAGCGGCCUCGGCGCGAUAGCCUGCGGGCUGGGACCCAGAGUCGGGCACCCAGGCCCAGACGCACCGAAGCGGUCGCGUGGGAGUUUGUCCGAGUGCGAGCGCGUGUGAGCGCGGCCCCAGCGGGGUUCGCACGGAGAGGCGCCUGGAAUAUGAUAGCCGUCCGCUGAGUUUCCGGCGGUGACUUCGAUUCUUGGCAAAUACUCACAAUAACCAUACCGAGCCCCGGGGCUUGCCACCGUCGGGCACAGACUCCGUGAGCCCGCACACGGCUGCGACGUCCACCACCGGGCCCUGAUUGCCAACCCCAAACGAGCAGAUGGAAAAAUCCAAAAAUUUCCGCAUCGACGCCCUGCUGGCGGUGGACCCCCCGCGAGCCGCCUCCGCGCAGAGCGCCCCGCUGGCCUUGCCGUCUGAAGGAGCGGCAGAGGACGGGGCGGGCCGCGGCCUCACACCUGCUCGGUCCUCAGCCCAGGCGCAGUCCAACCUCCUGGGGAAGUGCCGCCGGCCGCGCACGGCCUUCACUAGCCAGCAGCUGCUGGAGCUGGAGCACCAGUUCAAGCUCAACAAGUACCUGUCCCGGCCCAAGCGCUUCGAAGUGGCCACCUCGCUCAUGCUCACCGAAACCCAGGUGAAGAUCUGGUUCCAGAACCGGCGGAUGAAAUGGAAGCGCAGCAAAAAGGCCAAGGAGCAGGCGGCGCAGGAGGCCGAGAAGCAGAAGGGCGGCAGCGGGGGCGCCUGCAAAGGCGGCGCCGAGGAGAAGGGCGAGGAGGAGGUGCUGGGGCCGCCGGCGUCUGGGGACAAGGCCAGCGGCCGUCGCCUGCGGGACUUAAGGGACAGUGACCCCGAGGAGGACGAGGACGAGGACGACGAGGACCAUUUCCCCUACAGCAACGGCGCCAGCGCCCACACCGUCUCCUCCGACUGCUCCUCGGAGGAGGACUCGCCGCCCCCGCGGCCGGGCGGGCACCAGCCCCCGCCCCAGUAGGAGUCCGGGGCCGGCGCCCACCCUCCUCGGACCAGCCAUCCGUCUGCGCGGGGCCUGGGGCUUCCCUUCUGGGUCAGGGCGUUCUGACAGCGCUAGGGAGACCCGGCGGCUCCAGGUGGAACCGUGGUUCUGUUAAUUUGGGGUAGUGUUGGCGGGAGGUGUUUGGGAGGCCUCCCGUCUCCCGCGUCUGAGAAGGCGGAAACCGACAGUGUUAAAUGACCUCUGAAACUUGAAACCUUCUCUGGAAAUGCCAUUCUGAUGAGUAUUGGAAAGGGUUUUAUGCUGAUGUAUCUUAUGGGGAGAAACGUGUGCCAUGAGCAAACUGCUGGGAAUUUCAGAACUGUACUGUCUUUAUUUUUGUAUAUUGUAUUUAUAUAUAAAGAAAGAACCGUCUACUUAUGCAUGCUAAAUUAUUAUUU
Molecule: messenger RNA, 1415 nt
Organism: Ictidomys tridecemlineatus (thirteen-lined ground squirrel)
Lineage: Eukaryota; Metazoa; Chordata; Mammalia; Rodentia; Sciuridae
Source: RefSeq, a predicted model, not a curated record